UGGAUGCAACCACUCAGCCGAUUUCUGCUGGCAGCCAGCCGCUAUGGUCGUCCGAACGCACCCAAUUACAAGCAUCUACAGACCGAGCGAGUCUCGUAAAUUGCACGGCUUCGAGCCACGCUUCACGCAACCGUAUUUGCGUACUUGUGUUUUGAGUUGUGUGGUCGUGCUCUGGUCGAGUGGAGUUUUACCAAAUUUAAAUAUAAUCGUUUCUACUGAUUCAUAAUUAUGUAUGUAUACUACACUCCUGGCCAAAAAAAAUGGGACACCUUAAAAUUGGGUCAUUUUUGAUGUAUCGAAUCUCCUAAACCUGUUGUCCGAUUUUAAUGAUUUUUUUAAUAUGUUAUAGCCUUUCAGUUGAAGAGGAGUCCAACUCCUCGGUACCUUUCUUAGAUACUUUAGUGGUUAGAACUGACAGUAAUUUGAUUUGCCUUGAUUGGUAUCGAAAAAACACUAAUUCAGGGAGAUUUAUUCCAUAUAAUUCCUAUCAUCCUGAAAAACAGAAAAUUAAUGUUGUUCUAGCAAUGAAAAAUAGAAUUACUAACAUUUGUCAUCCGAAAUUUGUUGAUAAGAACGUUAAAAUUUUAUAUGAUACAUUGUUAAGUAACCAAUAUCCAAAGAAAUUACUUAACAAAUUGUUAUUCUCAAAUCAUAUUGUAAACAAUGAUGCUAAUCGCAGUGUUGAUCAGGUUGAUAUUCCUGUGAGAUAUGGUAAACUACCUUUUCUUCAAAAUCUAACUAGAUCACUCAUUGGUUUGUUUAGUGGAUUCAAUAUAAAAAUAGCUACAUACAACCUAAAAACACUCAACUUGUUUUAUAGCCGACUAAAAGAUCCUACACCUACCUUACAACGGUGCAACGUAGUAUAUGGCAUCCCAUGUGAAUGUGGCUUAGUGUAUAUUGGUCAAACCGGCCAACGAUUAAACAAAAGAUUGUCCCUUCAUAAAAGUGAUUGCAAACUUAAACCGCAAUCUACAAGUCUCAGCAUUCAUGUCAAUAGUAAAGACCACAGAGUUCUUUAUAAUGAUGCAUUCAUCUUAGAUGUAUCUGAUAAAGAUUUCCAGCGAAAAAUACUUGAGAUGUGUUACAUUUACAACGCCAAAAAUUCCAUCAAUCACAAAAAGGAUGUGGAUAAUUUAAGCACCAUCUAUACGUUCCUGCUUAAACAAAAUAUUUCGGGAACCAAAAAAUUGCCGGCCAUAUAUGUGAGUGACAUAGUUUAGAUUUUUAACUAUUGUAAUAUAGUUCCAAAACACAAAAUCUAACAUAAAAAUACCAUAUCUUCAUUAUAAUUAAAAAAUGUUGUUAUCUGCAUUUUUGUUGGCCUUAUCAGCGCUGUUUUAAUAAUAAUUUUAAGUUUUUAUUUACCUGUUUUGAAAUUUUUAAUCUUUUAAAUCUAAUGUUAUUUAUUUGUUUGUAAUAUUUACGUUUAAUUGUUUGUAACAUUGUACUAUUUAUCGUUUUCAUAAUAUGUAUUUUAAAUUAUCCCGCUAUUUCAUAGAACUAGUGUCAUUACACCGUUGGUAAUUGCUAAUUAAUUAUAUCGUUUUAAACAACCAUGUAUUUCGAAUAAAAUUGUUGGUUAGGUGUUGUUUGUAUAUACUUAGAUCUAUUAUGAAUUUUAAAAAUAUGUUGUGUAUAUACAUGUACAUUGUUACUAGUUUCUUUGUCUUCCACCCAAAUCCCUGAGUAUUUUGCUAUUAUUUGGUUACUCUGAUGAAGUCUAUAAGCAUAGACGAAAGCUUAGACCAUUAAUAAAAAGGCACAUCCUACGAA
Molecule: messenger RNA, 1776 nt
Organism: Diabrotica virgifera virgifera (western corn rootworm)
Lineage: Eukaryota; Metazoa; Arthropoda; Insecta; Coleoptera; Chrysomelidae
Exons: 2
Coding region: 327-1223 (298 amino acids)
Source: RefSeq, a predicted model, not a curated record